Triticum urartu is the source of this 2071-nucleotide messenger RNA. RefSeq names its product DNAJ heat shock N-terminal domain-containing protein. NCBI's taxonomy places the organism in Eukaryota, Viridiplantae, Streptophyta, Magnoliopsida, Poales, Poaceae. The record is from RefSeq and is a predicted model, not a curated record. Gene Ontology annotation, molecular function: zinc ion binding; nucleic acid binding.
UAAGCCCACCGUUAUUUACACGGCAACAAGUCUUCCCUGCCUCUUUCCCUGAGCCAGGCCCGCCUCGAAAACCCUAGCGUCGUCGUCGUCGGCGGCGGCCAUGGCGUCGGCGGCGUCCAAGUGCUGCUACUACGAGAUCCUCGGACUCUCCCGAGACUGCUCCCCGACCGACAUCAAGCUCGCGUUCCGGCGCCUCGCGCUUACCCUCCACCCCGACAAGCAGGCCCCGGGCUCCGACGUCGCCGCCGCCACCGCCGCCUUCCAGGAGCUGCAACACGCGCACUCCGUCCUCUCCGACCCCCAGGAGCGCGCCUACUACGACUCCCACCGCUCCCAGAUCCUCUUCGCCGACCCCGUCUCCUCCCGUUCCGGCACCGCCUCCGCCUCACCCGUCCCCGACCUAUUCUCCUUCUUCUCCACCUCCGCCUUUUCCGGCUUCUCCGACUCCGGCCGCGGAUUCUACAAGGUCUACGGCGACGUAUUCGACAAGGUAUACGCCCAGGAGGUCGCCUAUGCCCGCCGCAUGGGCAUCCCCACCGACUCCAUCUCCACGCCGCCGGUCAUUGGCAACCUCGACUCCCCUUACACCCAGGUCACCGCUUUCUACUCCUACUGGCUGGGUUUCGGCUCGGUUAUGGACUUCGGGUGGGCGGCCGAGUGGGACGCAUCCCGUGGGGAGAACCGCCGUGUUAGGAGGCUCAUGGAGGAGGAUAACAAGAAGGCAAUGCGCAAGGCGCGGCGGGAGUAUAACGAUGCUGUGAGAGGGUUGGCUGCCUUCUGUAAGAAGAGAGAUAAGAGGGUGGUUGACAUGGCACUGCGGAAGAAGGCAGAGGAAGAGAAAAAGAAGAAGGAAGAGAUGGAGCGAAAGAAGGCUGAGGAGAAGAAGAAGAAGGAGCGGGCAAUGGCGUAUCAAGAGCCUGAGUGGGCGAGGGUGGACGAGAUCGAGUUAGCCUUUGAGGAAGAGGAUGAUGAGGAGACGAGGGAAAAGGCCAAGGAGGAGCUGUACUGUGUCGCCUGUAAUAAGAAGUUCAAGUCGGAGAAGCAGUGGAAGAACCAUGAGCAGUCAAGGAAGCAUAAGGAUAAGGUGGCUGAUCUGAGGAUGGCCUUUAAGGAGGAGGAGGAGGCUCUAAAGGAAGCCGAGGAGGAGGCAGGAGGUGAGUGGGAAGAAGUUGAUGUGGGGUUCGACUUCAAGCCUGCUAACGAGUCCGAGGAGAGUGAUUGGUCAGAUGCUGCAGAAGAGUUGGCUGAGGAGUUGGACGAGGGCUUGGAGGUGGCGGAUGAAGACAAUGGUAAUAAGGACUUCAAUAAUGGGGAGCAGGAGGUUGGUUCAUAUGAUGAGACAAGUGUGUUGGAGGCGAUGUUGUCAAGCCGUAAGAACAAGAAAAGUGGCUAUGUGGUUCCUCAAGAGGAAGCUCCUUCUGUUGUUACAGAGGAUGAUAACAGUGAAGAUAGAAAUUCUGAAGUUAAGAGUGUCAAGAAGAAAGGACGCCGGAGGCGGGCAUCAAAGAAGGGACAAGAUGAAGGUAGUUAUGCUGAUAGUGGACAUGGUAUGAAGAAUGAUGUUCCGUAUGAGGAAUCUGUGCAUGAUAAUGAUGAAAAUGAUGCUGAUGAUAAGGCGGAAGGUCCACCCACUUCUAAUGAUGACGGCACAUCAGCAAGCGUUGGAAGCCAACAGAACGAAAAGACUGACAAUCCUAAAAAGAACAAAAAGAACAAGAAAGGCGCAGAGAAGAAAACAACUGUUUCUGCUGACCUAAAGUUCACAUCAAAGGGAAAGAAGCAAAAGGAGGUUUCGAAGGCACGCAAUGAUUGUGAAACAUGUGGAGAUACUUUCGAGUCAAGGAGCAAGUUGUUUUCUCAUUUGGAAGAAACAGGUCAUGCUGUGAUCAAGGCACGACAGAAAAAGCAUUAAGGCGAGGAAUAAUUAGAUAUUUUUUGUUUGAGCAUUCUCUCUCCCAGUUCUAGUUGGUGGUAGCAUGUCGAUAUCAGUGCUCUGCCAUUCUUGUAACAUGUCUUGUUUUGGGCGCCUCCAUGCACAUGAAGGUUUUGACCUGAAAUCAGUUUCCCUUCC